AUGCGGACAUGCUAUUGCUGUGCCUUCUUCUACCUGACUCGCCUUCCCAUCCAAGAGUCAUCACCUCGCAUCUUGGCGUUUAUUCACCUGCAUUCUCCUCCAGGUACCUUGGGAGGGACAGUAGGGAAAGUCCAAUUUCAACAAAUUCAGGAGAGCCAAUUGGUUUUAGGUCUGCCUCAGUUCACUAUCCGUGUUGUGGGCGGGUCAUGGAGUACAUACUACCUAGACAUAUCCGCUUCGCCGGGACCUGGGGGGAUCAUUUAUUGA
Molecule: messenger RNA, 267 nt
Organism: Fusarium poae
Lineage: Eukaryota; Fungi; Ascomycota; Sordariomycetes; Hypocreales; Nectriaceae
Exons: 2
Coding region: 1-267 (88 amino acids)
Source: RefSeq, a predicted model, not a curated record